UCCCAACUGAAAUAUCCAAAUUAAAUAACCACGAGCGUAUACAAGCGAAGUGUUGAAUGGAGUAAGCCAUGACAUACCCACCGCUUCACAAGUUGUAUCUCUCACUUAAUUUACGCAUGCGUUACUUAUGACAUAUUCUCGUAAUCUCAUUUCCCCAACUGCCCACCACUCUCUUUUUCAGAAAUUGUCAAUUUCACCCUUCUCUUUCUCAAUCCAGCUUAUAAAUACACAAACACACUCAUAUGACUCAAGUCACAACCAUAUCUCAAACGAUCAUCAUCAACAAAAUGGACCUUCAAUUUUCAUUUUGCUUUGUCUUCUUCACCUUCACCGCCGUUUUCUUCCUCUUCUCUUUUUCACUUUACAUCCUCCGCCUUAAUCGCUGCUGCAACUGCGACGUCUGCACCGCCUUCAUCACACGGAGUUGGGCGGCUGAGUUUGUGAAUCUUUCAGACUGGUACACCCAUCUCCUCCGUAAAUCGCCAACAGGCACCAUCCACCUCCAUGUACUCAACAAUAUAAUUACAUCGAACCCUGAUAACGUUGAGUACAUGCUCAAGACAAACUUCGAUAACUACCCAAAAGGAAAAGCUUUCUCAACCAUCCUCGGAGAUCUUCUCGGCCGAGGUAUUUUCAAUGUCGACGGAAAGUGCUGGAGGUUUCAGAGAAAAAUGGCGAGUUUGGAACUUGGGAGUGUGUCUAUUAGAUCACACGCUUUGAAUGUUGUGGUAGAUGAGAUUGAAUCUCGGCUUAUUCCAUUAUUUUCAUCGGUUGCUGAGAACAAAGACGGCGCCGUUUUGGACUUGCAAGAUGUAUUCAGAAGGUUUUCUUUUGACACUAUAUGUAAAUUCUCAUUCGGGUUAGACCCGGGUAGCUUAAAACCAUCACUACCCGUUUCAGAACUCGAGUCCGCCUUUGAUCUGAGCUCUAAGCUUUGUGCUGAGAGAGCCAUGGCGCCGUCUCCAUUGAUAUGGAAAAUCAAGAGACUUUUCAACAUAGGGAGUGAGAAAAACCUAAAAGAAUCCAUCAAGAUUGUGAAAAGAAUGGCCGAUCAGGUAAUCAAGACACGAAGAGAAACGGGUUUUUCUUCAAAUAAUGAUUUGCUUUCAAGAUUCAUGGGUUCCAUUAGUGACGAUGAUUACCUCCGAGACAUCGUCAUCAGUUUCCUUCUGGCCGGAAGAGACACGGUGGCGUCCGCGUUGACCAGCUUCUUCUUGUUAAUGUCACAAAACCCGAAAGUCGUGAAAAAGAUCCGUGAGGAAUCUGAUCAGGUCAUGGGUGAGACCCGUGAUACAUUAGCCAGCUUUAAAGAUCUACAAAACUUGCAUUACUUGCAAGCAGCGCUUCACGAAAGCAUGAGGCUUUAUCCACCAGUGCAAUUCGAUUCCAAAUUCACUAAACAAGAGGACGUGUUACCUGAUGGGACUUUCGUGAGGAGAGGGAGUCGGGUCACAUACCACCCGUAUGCAAUGGGUCGUAUGGAGCGGAUAUGGGGCCCCGAUGCCUUGGAAUUCAAGCCUGAAAGGUGGAUCCGAAAUGGGGAGUUUAAGGCAGAAAGUGCAUAUAAGUAUCCAGUUUAUCAAGGCGGGGUUAGGGUUUGUUUGGGGAGGGAGAUGUCAUUGGUUGAAAUGAAAAGUGUUGCCUUGUGUUUGAUUCGGAGGUUUGACGUGAGAGUGGUGAACCCUAGCCAGGCACUACGGUUUGCCCCGGGGCUUACUGCCACCGUGAGUGGUGGACUCCCGGCGGUGGUCCGGCCAAUAGAUCUGCAGUCUAGUUAACGUACACUUGUGCAGUGGUGUCUUAAUUUACAAGUAUAGAAAAACACAUGCGGAAUGAGUGCAACUGUAAUGCUGUUGAGAUGUAGAUACACAACUGUUUCUUACUACAGUAAUCCUGAAUCCUGAUCAGUAAAAUAUUUAACUUAUAGUAA
Lactuca sativa (garden lettuce) is the source of this 1930-nucleotide messenger RNA. RefSeq names its product cytochrome P450, family 94, subfamily C, polypeptide 1 (gene CYP94C1). Gene Ontology annotation, molecular function: iron ion binding; heme binding; oxidoreductase activity, acting on paired donors, with incorporation or reduction of molecular oxygen. Lineage: Eukaryota; Viridiplantae; Streptophyta; Magnoliopsida; Asterales; Asteraceae. The record is from RefSeq and is a predicted model, not a curated record.